Messenger RNA from Ceratotherium simum simum (southern white rhinoceros), 2125 nucleotides. It is a transcript of the gene SLC25A16, whose product is annotated as solute carrier family 25 member 16. NCBI's taxonomy places the organism in Eukaryota, Metazoa, Chordata, Mammalia, Perissodactyla, Rhinocerotidae. The record is from RefSeq and is a predicted model, not a curated record. Gene Ontology annotation, biological process: transmembrane transport. Gene Ontology annotation, cellular component: mitochondrial inner membrane.
UGCGCCCCGCCCGCGCGGCGGUCGGUGCCCUGUCACCGCCCGCUCUGGCCAUGGCCCCGGCCCGUGGUUUGUAAGUUGGUGACCAAAGCUCUCGACAUGGUCAUGAUGGCGGCGGCGGCGGCCCUGGCUGCGGCCGACCCACCUCCCGCGAUGCCGGGAGCCGGAGGGCCCACCGCCCGCCGAGACUUCUACUGGCUUCGCUCCUUCCUGGCCGGAGGUAUUGCCGGAUGCUGUGCCAAAACAACAGUUGCUCCUUUGGAUCGAGUAAAGGUUUUAUUACAAGCUCACAAUCACCAUUACAAACAUUUAGGAGUAUUUUCUACACUGCGUGCUGUUCCUCAAAAGGAGGGAUACCUUGGAUUGUAUAAAGGGAAUGGCGCAAUGAUGAUUCGAAUCUUUCCCUAUGGUGCAAUCCAGUUCAUGGCGUUUGAGCAUUAUAAAACGUUAAUUACAACAAAGCUGGGAGUUUCUGGUCAUGUGCACAGAUUAAUGGCUGGAUCCAUGGCAGGUAUGACAGCAGUUAUCUGUACUUACCCUCUUGACAUGGUUAGAGUACGCCUAGCAUUCCAGGUGAAAGGGGAACACACUUAUACAGGAAUUAUUCAUGCAUUCAAAACAAUUUAUGCAAAGGAAGGCGGUUUCCUUGGAUUUUACAGAGGCCUGAUGCCUACUAUAUUAGGAAUGGCUCCAUAUGCAGGUGUUUCAUUUUUUACUUUUGGUACCUUAAAGAGUGUUGGGCUUUCCUAUGCUCCUACCCUUCUUGGCAGACCUUCAUCAGACAAUCCUAAUGUCUUAGUUUUGAAAACUCACAUAAACUUACUUUGUGGUGGUGUUGCUGGAGCAAUAGCACAGACAAUAUCCUACCCAUUUGAUGUAACUCGUCGGCGAAUGCAAUUAGGAACUGUUCUUCCAGAAUUUGAAAAGUGCCUUACCAUGCGGGAGACUAUGAAGUAUGUCUAUGGACACCAUGGGAUUCGAAAAGGAUUAUAUCGUGGUUUAUCUCUUAAUUACAUUCGCUGCGUUCCCUCUCAAGCAGUGGCUUUUACAACGUAUGAGCUUAUGAAGCAGUUUUUUCACCUCAACUAAAAAAAAAUUGUGAUUUCUUUUCCUUAAGAAACUCUCAGAGGGAGAAAUAAAAUGUUACUUUAAUUUUGUGGAGGACUUUACUUGAAGGGGGAUAUUUACCCUGUCACAGGAACCACUGGUAUUUUAGUACUUAAUUUUUUUAUUCAUCACGAAUCAAAAGUGCUUACUAUACUUUUUGAUGCCAAAAGUUAUACCUUAAAACAUUGAAAAAAAAUUCCUAAGCUGAUGCUGGCUAAUCAGUUAGGUUACUUGAAACCAUUUAAAUAUGUUAUUUGGAAGUAGAACUAACUUAAAAUGGAAUUCAAGAGGUUGCCAUUAGCUUUAUCUUGCUGUUCCAAGCUUUUACUUGUAAUCAUGAUUUUCAAAGACUCUAACAUUGGUUAUGAUAAUUAUUAUAAACAGGCUUGGUUAUAGUGUAGCAGAAUGAUGAGAAUUGAAUUUUUACGUUAUAUAAAACAUAGCUUAGAUGCCAGCAGUGAAGUAGUAUUUUUAUUAUCUCUUUUCUCAUAAUUCUGCUCCACUGGAUAAAAGGACAAACACUUUUUCUCUUCAUUUUUUAAUAAAAUAAAUGUUGUAUUUAAAAAGUAGCCCUAUAGAGACCCUACAAUAAAUGCAGAAUGUUCAGAUAUUGCUCAAAUGUUAUUACCAGGUACUAUGAGUGAUUUAAACAUGUUUUCAAAAGUCAGUGUAUUUCCCAAAGGCCGUAGUAAUAAAUAUUGAAUAUCUUUGCUCUCAAAACAUAUUAGCAUUAUAGACUUGUUUUUGUUAGAUGAUUUGGUAUAUACUAGAACAUUUAUUUAAGUGGACCAUCGAAUAUCCAUUAAUAUAGAUGUGAAUGUUACAGAAUGUGUCUAAGGUAUUAUGUCAUGAUACAUCAACUAGUUCUUCCAUGUAAAAUAAUUUUAGUGCAAUAUUAAACAUAGGUAGAAAUGUAAAACAUGAUUUGAAUUGCUAUCCUUUAUAUUAAAAUGGUUUAAGAAGUAAGAAUCCCAUUUAUAGUGUUUAGAGUACUUUUUAUGUUUUAUUAUAAGCAUGACAG